AGCUGACCGGGCCCGGGGCCGCGGCUACAAAGGGGGGGGCGCGGGCGGGGUGGGGCGGGCGGCUGCGAGCGGGGACGGCUCCGAGCUGCGGCCGCCAUGGGGCCCCGCGUCCUGCUGCUGCUCCUCGCCGCCCUGCUGGGGCCAUGCGCUGCCCUCAUACGGAUCCCCCUGACCAAGUUCCCUUCCAUGCGCCGUGUCCUGACCGAGGUGGGCAGCGAGAUCCCCGACAUGAAUGCUGUCACCCAGUUCCUCAAGUUCAAGCUGGGCUUUGCCGACCUGGCCGAGCCCACGCCGGAGAUCCUGAAGAACUACAUGGACGCCCAGUAUUAUGGUGAGAUUGGCAUCGGGACCCCUCCGCAGAAGUUCACCGUGGUCUUCGACACCGGCUCCUCCAACCUGUGGGUGCCGUCUGUGCACUGUCACCUGCUGGACAUCGCCUGCUUGCUCCACCACAAGUACGAUGCCUCCAAAUCCAGCACCUACGUGGAGAACGGCACCGAUUUUGCCAUCCACUAUGGGACAGGGAGCCUCUCGGGAUACCUGAGCCAGGACACAGUCACGCUCGGGAACUUGAAAAUCAAGAACCAGAUCUUUGGGGAGGCCGUGAAGCAGCCAGGCAUCACCUUCAUCGCUGCCAAGUUCGAUGGCAUCCUGGGCAUGGCAUUCCCCAGGAUCUCUGUGGACAAGGUCACUCCUUUUUUCGAUAAUGUCAUGCAGCAGAAGCUGAUUGAGAAAAACAUCUUCUCCUUCUACCUGAACAGAGACCCCACAGCUCAGCCAGGCGGCGAGCUGCUGCUUGGGGGCACUGACCCCAAAUACUACAGCGGCGACUUCAGCUGGGUGAACGUCACACGCAAAGCCUACUGGCAGGUCCACAUGGAUGCGGUGGACGUUGCCAACGGGCUGACUCUGUGUAAGGGGGGCUGCGAGGCCAUCGUGGACACGGGCACCUCGCUCAUCACCGGCCCCACCAAGGAGGUGAAGGAGCUGCAGACAGCCAUCGGUGCGAAACCACUCAUCAAGGGCCAGUAUGUGAUCCCCUGUGAGAAGGUGUCAUCUCUGCCCGUUGUCACGCUCACGCUGGGAGGGAAGCCCUACCAGCUCACUGGAGAGCAGUACGUCUUCAAGGUUUCUGCACAAGGAGAGACCAUCUGCCUGAGUGGGUUUUCAGGCCUGGACGUCCCACCUCCUGGUGGCCCACUCUGGAUCCUGGGGGAUGUCUUCAUCGGUCCCUACUACACUGUCUUUGACCGUGAUAACGACUCUGUGGGCUUCGCCAAAUGUGUCUAAGCGCCUGACCCCCCCACUGCCUCCGCCAUACACACACUUGCACACACAGGAGCUGUAGAGAAAGGUUACCAGGAUUAGAAACCCAGUCAGUGGACGAGAAAAAAUUGAACUAGGUUAUAAGUUAAUCAGGAAAAUAGUCAUUGUUAGUGCCCUGCUGGCUACUUCUUCCCCUCUGAGUAAGUGGUGCUGGGACAUCUUGAGCUGAUAAUGCCACUGGAGUAGCCCCUCUCCUUACUGUUGUAUCUCCCAGUAUUUAAGAUUGAGAAAAAUUGUUCAGCUUUAAGAAUCAAUGUCCCCCUGCACUGGUCUCACUCCUGGGGAGGCAGCUGGCUGGCCCUGCUCCUGCAGAGGAGCAUGGGGCUUCUUCACUGGGGGAGAAGGAUGGAGACAGCUAUCCCAUGUGUUAGGUUGUACUUCUGGUUUGUCACUGAAGUGGGGGAGUGGAAGGAGGAGUCCUUCACCCCUCUGGGUGAGGAAGCAAUUGCUAGACCUCUUCUCAAUGAGUUCAUAGAAUCAUAGAAUAUCCCGAGUUGGAAGGGACCCAUAAGGAACAUCAAGUCCAACUCUUGGCACUGCACAGGUCUGCCCAAAAGUUUAGAUCAUGUGACUGUAUGCACAGUCCAAACACUUAAAUUCAGACAGGCUCGGUGCAGUGACUACGUCCCUGGGGAGCCUGUUCCAGUGUGCAGCCAUCCUCUCGGUGAAGAACCUCUUCCUGAUGUCCAGCCUGAACUUCCCCUGCCUCAGCUUAACACCAUUCCCGUGGGUCCUAUCACUGGUGUUUACAGAGGAUAGGUCACCUGCCUUCCACUCCCCCUUGUGAGGAAGCUGUAGACCAUGAUGAGGUCCCCCCCCAGCCUCCUCUUCUCCAGGCUGAACAGGCCCAGAGCUGGCGCUGACUUGGUCCUGAGAGAGCAUAUCCUGGGCUGGAGCAGUGGGGGAACAUGGAGCAUGCACAGGGGUUGAAUUUUGGAGUCCAAAGGCUCUGUUAGUGUGUCUUUUGUGUUGUGAUGACACUAGUGAGAGCUGGGGGUGUGAUGCGAGCGUGCCUGGCUCCAGCCUUUUAGAUGUAACAGGGCAGGGGUUUGUAGGGGGGGCUCCAACCAAUGGGACUCUUCAGGGAGUAAGAAUACAAGGGGGGGGUCACAAUAUUUAAUAAAAGUCACUUAAUUUCAUGUCCCUAAAAGUCCAGCUGUCUUCUGGAGGCUGAGCAAAGCCACUUGGCACAAGUUCUCUUGGGUUUGGUGAAUUUCUUCCAUGUUUUUCCUCCUUAACUUCAGCUGGAGGCAGUGAGUUGAAGGUAAUGUUUCCCAAAGCAGUUAAGUGAUCUACAAGCUUAAAUCACAUGAGACUUUUGGAAACGUUGUCCUCGGUGUUUAACUGCCCCAGACUUGAGAGACAGUUGGCAAAGGCAGCGAGGCUUCCAGGCAGGAGGGUGCCAUGGAGGCUGUGGGCUUGCAUUUGCUCCUUCUUCCACUGCCCAGUCCCAAAACCCAGGUUUUAACACCCCUGUACCUGGUAUGUCAUUCCCAUGUAAUUAAUAGUGAGAGCUCUGUUCAUUUACCUUCUGUGCUGCAGACCAAGUGAGGUGCAUGCCUGCUUUGGGGAGGUGGGAGCUGAAGCUGUGCUCACAUUCAUGCCUUCUUCCUGGAGAUCCAGGAUCUGCACGUACAGAGCAGCUUGCUUCACAGGGGUUGGCAUCAGUAGGCAUACACUGGGUGAACAAGGAGACAAGUGCUGUGAAGAUGAUCAGGUGUCCUGAAGUCAUAGAGAGCAGAACAGAGCUUCACGAGGCUCCCAGUCCAUGCUGAGGGAGAGAAGGCAGUCAUGUUGGUUUCCCAGUGCUUUGGAUCAGGUCCUGAGGUUAGGGAGGUGGGAGAGCUGAGGGUUGCAAGAGAGCCAGAUCACCACAAGAGAUGGCCCCAGACUGGACAGAACAGCUGGUGAAAUCCCAGCUAGGGGUUUUGUAGGAGCACCUACCCUGCAGAUGUCCCUGUGUCCCCACCUACUGCAGCUUUGUAACCUAAAACUCAUGCCAUGGAGGGGUCUGGCAUGGGCAGUAGGGACAGACCUGAGCACACUCCUAAUGCAUCCAUUGUCCCGUGUAACCCUGGGUGUGAUGUCUGCUGCUUCCAAAGCUUGCUUUUGCCUGCUCUUAGACCUGUACCUUGGAUCUGGAUGCCUGAGGACAUCUGUUACAGACAGAACAGCAUGCUACUGAAAAAAAAAAAUAGAUGCUGUAAAAUCAACAGGCUAUUCCAGCACCUCUCCAGAGAGCACACUUUCCGCAUUAAGUGCCCUGAGCACCUCGAGGUCCUGCUGAAUAAUCCCUGAGCUGCAGGAUUCAUCCAGCACAGCGAGAUGGCAUCUGGGUACCUGUUAAUCAGAGCUGGUGUGGCGUGGGCGGUGGGUUUGGGAUGUGUUCUGCAUCAGAUCUCAGUGGGAAGUGCAGAACUGUGCCAUCAGCCAGCGGUCCUGGGGGGCUGCAAUGCCUCAUGAUGCUCUCGGGGUAGCCUCCAGGGGAACCUGGCACUGGGCUGGUGCCUGUCCUCAGCCAGGGGUGACUGCCUGAGGAUGGAGCAUGGCCCAAAACCAUGCCCUGGGUGACAUAUCGUUUGUAGGGCAGGCUGGAGGAGCAGUUCAUCUGAUGUGACUGCAUUUGCCUGUACAAAUCAUAGCCUGCACUGAGCUGGGUCUCCUCCCCUUGUUCUUUUAUCUGCAUUUUUAAACCAAACUCUAACUGCGUGACUUUUUUUAAUCUAAUUUGCUGUCAGAAUUACUGUCUCAUCCUAGGAAAUUGAAAAGGAAAUACAGUGUUUUCCCCCUUAA
Anas platyrhynchos (mallard) is the source of this 4119-nucleotide messenger RNA. RefSeq names its product cathepsin D (gene CTSD). NCBI's taxonomy places the organism in Eukaryota, Metazoa, Chordata, Aves, Anseriformes, Anatidae. Gene Ontology annotation, biological process: proteolysis. Gene Ontology annotation, molecular function: aspartic-type endopeptidase activity. The record is from RefSeq and is a predicted model, not a curated record. Gene Ontology annotation, cellular component: lysosome.